AUUCCUUUUCUUAAAUCUGAACGAAAUAAUAUAAUCUUUCCUUCCCUCUCUUCUACCCCCAACCCAUCAGAAAAUCUUUCUCCCUUAUUGAAAAAAAAAAAAAUCUCUGGGUUUUCAAUUUUUUUAUCUCUCCGUUCUUGAGGGUUCAUACCUUUCUCUUCACACCGUGCUCAUAUAUUUUCCUUUUUGCCCUUUUGACCCAUCUUUCCGCGGUGCAAAUCCAUCUUAAUUUGUUGUUGUGGGUCUUUCUAGGUUACGAGUUUGGAGGUUAUGGAAGGACUUCAUCAUCAUCCUCUUCUGAUUCCUCAGCAGCAGCAGCACAUCAGUGUCAACGUUGAUGUGGGUGAUAGGUUUCCACAAUGGAAUAUUGAAGAAACGAAGGAGUUCUUGAUGAUCAGAGCAGAGCUCGAUCAGACCUUCAUGGAGACUAAGAGGAACAAGCUUCUCUGGGGAAUCGUCUCUGCCAAGAUGAAGGAAAGGGGUUAUAAUCGAAGUGCAGAACAGUGUAAAUGUAAAUGGAAAAACCUUGUUACACGAUAUAAGGGGUGUGGAACUAUGGAGCCGGCGGAAGCUAUGCGUCAACAAUUUCCAUUUUAUAAUGAGCUUCAAGCCAUUUACGAUAGUAGGAAUCAGAGAGUGAUGUGGGCUGAGGGAGAAGGGGGGGUGACCGGGUUGAAAAAAAAGGCGGUGCAGUUAUCUUCUGAUGAAGAAGAAGAAGAUAAUGAGGAGAGUGAGGGGAAUAAGGGCAUUGUUAGAAAGAAGAAAAAAGGGAAGAUUAGUGGGAAUAUUGGCAAUAAUUUGAGGGAGAUUUUGCAGGAUUUUAUGAGGAAACAGAUGGAGAUGGAAAUGCAAUGGAGGGAGGCAUUCGUAGCGAGGGAAAAUGAGAGGAAGGUGAAGGAGAUUGAGUGGAGACAGGCGAUGGAAGAGCUGGAAAAAGAGAGGAUAAUGAUGGAGAGGAGGUGGAGAGAAAGGGAAGAGCAAAGGAGGAUGAGGGAAGAAGCUAGGGCUGAGAAAAGGGAUGCUUUAAUUACAGCAUUACUAAACAAGCUUAGAAGAGAAGAUCACAAUAUGUAGUCGUCUUCUGCUAGCUCUUGUUGUUUGUAUUUCCCCUUGUUUUUGAGAAGCGGAAGCUUGUUUUUGAGAGGUUCGUUCUGAAACUCUCAUUCUGGCUAAACUGUGCCUUUUUCUCUUGUUUAAUUUCCAUGAAUUCUCUAAGAUGAAAGCUUCUGUAUUCUCGUUUUAAUAUUUCAUAAUGCAGAUCAUCAUCAUUGAGAAAGAUGACCUUGAAUUGAAAAUCAUGAUGGGUGUUCUAGACAUAUUGCACUGCAUUAGUGUUUGUGAUAAUGCCAAGCAGAACAAUAGGCACUGUUGCAAAUGGUCCAUAUAAUGGCUCCCCAACUUCACUAUUGCGUCUCUCUAGAUCUUUUUGCCUGUUUCUCUCUUAGGCAUGUACUGAUUGACCU
Rubroshorea leprosula is the source of this 1463-nucleotide messenger RNA. The record is from the annotation of a GenBank genome assembly. NCBI's taxonomy places the organism in Eukaryota, Viridiplantae, Streptophyta, Magnoliopsida, Malvales, Dipterocarpaceae.